Chaetomium strumarium is the source of this 2090-nucleotide messenger RNA. RefSeq lists its product as uncharacterized. The coding region runs from base 186 to 2090 and encodes 634 amino acids. The transcript is spliced from 2 exons. Gene Ontology annotation, cellular component: nucleus. Lineage: Eukaryota; Fungi; Ascomycota; Sordariomycetes; Sordariales; Chaetomiaceae. The record is from RefSeq and is a predicted model, not a curated record.
CGAUAAGUAAGCCGGCCACAGCGGGUGGUCGAUCUGAUCGCGUGCAGUAGCUCCAUCAAAAAGAGACAACCCGACUACCGUACCUUUCUCCGGCCGGCACAAGUUCUAACGGCAUCCAAAUACUGGAAACCAUACGCAUCUAAACCUGCAGCUGCAUCCGGAGCCGUAGGCUCAACGCAGGUAAGAUGGCGGCGCCAAAAAUGACCAAGAACCAGAUGCGCCGGGCCAAGAAGAAGGAGCAAAAGAAGGCGCAGGCUGAGAAAAACGGCUCCAAGGAACCCGGGGCCAACGCCGAGGCGGUAAAAGAAGAACCGACGCAGGUCGACGGCGACGACAAGCCCACUGAUGUAGAGGUCAAGAAGGAGGACUUGGAGGUCAAGAAGGAUGCCGACGCGUCUGAUAAUAUCGAUGCCGACGGCCCCGCCGACGAUCCCGUUAUCCCAAAGGACGACCCUGCAUUUGCAGAGUACAGGAGCAUAUUCGAAAAGUUCGGCAUGAGCCUGCAGGAUGAUGAGGCCGGUCGGGAAGCGAAUGCAGGCAACAAGGGCGAAGUGUUCUUCGAUCAGGACGACGAGAUUCCCAGCGAAGACGAAGAUGCACAGCCGAAGCUGUCCAAGAAGAAGCGCAAAAAGUUGAACAAACUGUCCAUCGCCGAGCUGAAGGCUCUGGUGCGGAAUCCCGAAGUUGUCGAAUGGCACGAUGUCUCGUCAUCAGAUCCUCGUCUACUGGUUCAGAUCAAGGCGCAGCGCAACAUUGUCCCCGUCCCGGGACACUGGUCGUUGAAGCGAGAGUACCUUUCCAGCAAGAGGGGUAUCGAGAAGCCCCCUUUCAAGCUGCCCAAAUUCAUUGCCGAUACUGGCAUCACCGAGAUGCGCGACGCCGUCCUCGAGAAGCAGGCCGAGCAGACACUCAAACAGAAGCAGCGCGAGCGGGUGCAACCGAAGAUGGGCAAGUUGGACAUUGACUACCAGAAGCUCUACGACGCCUUCUUCCGGCACCAGACGAAACCGGAUCUCACACGCUUCGGUGAUGUAUACUACGAGGGCAAGGAGUGGGAGGCGGAUUACAAGGUGUUCAGGCCCGGCGAGAUCAGCGACCCACUACGAGAAGCCCUAGGCAUGCAGCCCGGAUUCCCGCCUCCCUGGCUACUCCAACAGCAGCGUGUUGGGCCUCCGCCAUCCUAUCCGACCCUCAAGAUUCCAGGCCUCAAUGCCCCGCUACCUCCAGGAGCAGCAUGGGGCUUUCAGCCCGGCCAGUGGGGCAAACCACCGUUGGACGAAUACAACAGACCCCUCUACGGCGGCGACAUUUUUGGUAUCAUGGCUCCUGGCCAACCCGGGGCAGCCGCACCCUACCAGCAGCCGCAACAGCCCCAAGCUGCCGGCGCUCCGCUCGGCGAACCCGUCGAGCGCAUCCUUUGGGGCGAGCUCCAACCGCCCGCCGAGGAGGAGGAGGAGGAAGAAGAGGAAGAGGAAGAAGAAGAGGAAGGGUCAGACGCGGGCGACAUUCCACCGGGCGGCACCGACACAGUCAGCGGCCUCGAAACCCCGGGCGGGUACGCCAGCACAGUGCCCCCAGACAUGCACGCCCCAGCAGGCAUCGAGACCAGCAUGGCAGGCGAAUUCGAUCUGCGCAAGACGCGCCGUGGCUUCGAGACAGAAGAAUCCUCGUACGGCGGCGGCGCGCCGAGGCAAGCAUACACCGUCGUCCCCGAGCGGCAAGGCCGCGCCGAAGGUUUCUUCGGCAGCGACAAGACGUACGACCUGUCCAAGGCGCAACAGGCACCGGCACCGCACGCCGCCCAUGGCGUGCCGGUACUGGGCCAGGAAGACGACUCGUCGCGGAAGCGCAAGAAGCCGGGCGACGUGGACGUGGCGCUCGAUCCGGACGCGCUGAUGGCCUCGGGCGGCAUCAGCAAGGAGGAUGUGCGGCGCAAGUACGAGGCCACGCGACGCGAGGAGGGCGUCGGCGCGCAGUGGAACCGGGCCGCGUACGAGGAGGACCUGAGCGAUAUGGUUGCACAGGAGAACAGGAAGAGACAGAAGAGAGAGGAGGAGAGGAGAGGGGAGCGGGAAAGGGGGAGGAGGUAA